AUGCGGACCAAGUCCAUUUUCCAUGGGGCUCUUCUGGGCUUCUUGCUGUGCUGCUUGUUUGCUUUGAGCUGCUAUGGCGAGGCCACUUCUUCAGGGCUCACUGUAACCAAUGAUGGAAAGCCUCACAAUGAAGAAUUCAAAGUGGCUGCAGUUCUCAACCCAGAAGAGAAAUAUUAUUUCAAGAAACCUCUUCCACAUGCCCCAUACUUUCAGAAACCAUUUCCACCCUUUAAGAAAAGAUUUCCACCAUUUCCACCACAUGACCAUAUUUUCAAGAAACCAUUUCCCCUACAUAUUCCAAUUCUCAAGAAACCACUUCCACAUGAUCAUGAGCAUCAUCAUAUUUUCAAGAAACCACUUCCCCCACAUGAUCAUAUUUUCAGGAAACCACUUCCCCCACAUAUUCCAAUUCUCAAGAAACCACUUCCCCAUCAUGAGCAUCAUAUUUUCAAGAAACCACUUCCACCACCACAUAAGCAUCAUCAUAUUUUCAAGAAACCUCCACCACAUGAUAAGCAUCACAUUUUCAAGAAACCACUUCCACAUGAGCAUCAUAUUUUCAAGAAGCCACUUCCACCACAUGAUCAUCAUCACCAUCAUCAUCAUCAUCAUCACCAUAUUACAAUUCUCAAGAAACCACUUCAACAUGAUCAGAAUCCUAUUUUCAAGAAGCCACUUCACCCAAAAGUUCUAGUUUUGGAAAAGUCAUUAUUACCACCACCAAUUCCAGAUUUCAAGAAACCACUUCUCCAUCCAAUUCCACUUCAUAAGGAGCCACUUCUGCCCCCAAUUCAAGUUCACAAACCAAUCAUCAAGAAACCCAUUCCUUAG
This is a messenger RNA of Alnus glutinosa, 831 nucleotides long. Its product is annotated as extensin-like. The coding region runs from base 1 to 831 and encodes 276 amino acids. The record is from RefSeq and is a predicted model, not a curated record. Lineage: Eukaryota; Viridiplantae; Streptophyta; Magnoliopsida; Fagales; Betulaceae. The transcript has 2 exons.